UCCAGUCAGCCAGCAAAAUUAGACCUGAAAAGUGUCGCAUAUUUCUAUCUCGCUCUCACUGCAUGCUUUUGCCAUAAGGCUGUCUCUGCUUUUGCAGCUAGUCAGUUAGCAAAGUCGAAUUUCAUGAAUGCCUUUAAGUCAGGCUCGUAAAAUACCAUCAAAAGAAAAAAAGCUGCUCCAAUCCACAAUUGGUUGUGUAAAUUAACAGUUAUCUUAAAUUUUAAAUUGAACAUAUCAAAUAUGCAGCUGCUUGCGCCCUGGCAGCCCUGCGACCAUAGAUAAGGUCGUCAUCGGUUAUCGGUUCUUAAUAAUUCGGCUUAACGUGCUUAGAAGUUUAUAUUAAAUUUAGCACAUCACGCAAGCGACGGCGCCAAUAUGACAACGCCCACGCGCGCCACCCUCGAGAAGGCUCUGAAAAGCGAUGCGAAACUUCAGAAGGAGGCCACAAAAAUCGCCAAGGAUUUGGCCGCUGGCGGAUAUGACAUAUCGCUGCUGGCGGAGGAGUUGGGCUUUGCCCUGUCCUCGCCAGACAUGGAGCAGCGCGUGGCCGGCACCAAUUUGUUGUCCGCUGUCCUGUGUGCCCUGCCAGCGGACUUGCUCAAUGCGGAGCAGCUGGAGUUCCUCACCACCUUCUACACGGACCGACUGCGGGAUCACCACAACGUGAUGCCGGCGAUCAUCGAUGGUAUUGAUGCAAUGGUUCACAUGAAGGCUCUGCCAGCCGGUAAUGUUCCACUGAUCCUACAGGCCUUCUUCCAGCACACAACCUGCCAGUCGCAGACGCGUGGAGACCGCACCAAGUUGUUCAACAUCUUCAAGUACCUGACGCUCAACUUCAAGGAGGAGCUCACGACGAUGGCUGGUGACUUUGUGUACGGCCUGAUCAACUCCAUCGAUGGGGAGCGCGAUCCCCGCAAUCUGGAGAUCAUCUUCAGUUUCAUGCCCGAGUUCAUGGCCAACUAUCCGCUGCUGCAUUUGGCCGAGGAAAUGUUCGAGAUCUUCGCCUGCUACUUCCCUAUCGACUUCAAUCCCAGCAAGCAGGACCCCACGGCCAUCACACGCGACCAGUUGGCCGCCAAACUGACCAACUGUCUGGUGGCCAACAAUGAGUUUGCCGAGUGGACGGUCGUCCUGGCCGUGGAGAAGCUGGAGAGCGAGCUGCUGGUGGCCAAACUGGACUCCAUUGAGCUGCUGCAUCAAGCUGCCGUAAAGUUUCCCCCAUCUGUGCUGGAGCCGCACUUUGAUCAGAUCUGGCAGGCGCUCAAGACAGAAACCUUUCCUGGCGCCGACAACGAGGACAUCCUAAGAGCCUCGCUCAAGGCCUUGGGUGCCUUGCUGGAGCGAGCCGCCCAUGUGCCCAGCAUUAGCCACAGCUAUCAGACCUCUGUGCUGGGCGUGGUGUUACCCCAGUUGAGCGACGUGAAUCAGCGGCUCUUCCAUCCGGCCACUGCCAUUGCGCUGGUGUGCGUGGCCGGAGAUGCCCCGUUUGCCGCCGACAAGAUCCUGAACAGCUUCCUCCUCAAGCUGCAGGCCACGGAUCUCAGUACGUCGCCCCCGGACCAGCGCGUCAAGAUAUACCAGAUUGUCGCCCAGGUGUACAAGUUAGCCGCCCUGCGCGAGUCCCUCCAGAAACUGGACAGCACGAUAAGCGUGCCCCUGCUGGAUGAUGUUAUAGCAGCGCUUCGACUGUGCGAGCGAGAGGACUUCGAUGCCAAGAAGGAGGACCUCGAGCUGCAGAAGGCAGCCCUGUCUGUACUUAACGAAUGCGCCCCGGUGCUGAGUGAGGCACAGCGGGCCCUGGUAUACAAGGCACUGGUGCAGCUGAUCAGCCAUCCCACCAUCGACCUGGACUUCACCGUGCUCACGGUCGGCCUGGGAGCCCUGCAGCCGGUGGAGCUGCAGGCGAACUUCAUCGACAUUGGCAUUCGGAACUUUGAGAUCUUCUCGAACUUCAUCAAGCGGAAGAUCUACACCAACCUGCUGCCGCUGAUCCCCCAAAUGGCAUUUACACAACGCAUUUUGGACCUCGUCAUGACGCAGAUGUUCAAGCCCGACAACCCAGAGCCUGUGCGGCUGCUGGCUCUGGAGGCGCUCAACACGCUCCUCACGCAGGAGGAUCAGCGCUUCAUUGUGGACCUGCAGCAGCAGUCAAAUUUGCUGCACCAGCUCAUCGAGCUGGCCCAGCAGACGAAGGAUAUUACGCUGCAAUCCCUGGAACAGAUUGCCGGAGCCCUGAGCCGCAUCAUCCAGCAGCUGCCACUCUCCGAGCAGAGCGCCAUCAUCAGCGAGUAUCUGCCGGGGCUCCAGCUGCAGAAGUCGGCGGACCUGUACAUCGCCAAGGGUCUGCUGGGCUACCUCCACAAGGACAUAAGCCUGGACGAUCACUUCGAGCGGCUGCUGAGCGAUCUCACCCAGCUCUCCCUGACCACCGACAACGAGCAGCUGCGCGUGAUUGCCCACCAUUUGCUCUGCAGUUUGGUGAACAAAAUGGAGAACACCAAGGGGAACCGGAGCAAGGUGAAGCAGAUCACCGAGCAACUGAAGAAGGCCAUCAAGACGGGCGAUGUGCGGGCUGUGGAGAUCCUUGCCUGGGUGGCCAAAGGUCUGGUGGUGGCCGGUUUCGAUGAGGCCGCCGACAUUGUGGGAGAUCUGUCGGAUCUCCUCAAGCAUCCCACUCUGAGCACUGCCGCUGCCUUGGGCUUUGACAUCAUAGCAGCCGAAUAUCCCGAACUGGAUUUGCCGGUCGUCAAGUUCCUGUACAAGCAAAAGUUCUUCCACACCAUCAUGGGCAAAAUGGGCAGCAAGCUGGCCGACUAUUGCGUGCACCAUCUGAAGGCCUUUGUCUAUGUGCUGAAGGCCACGCCCCAGGCGGUGAUCAAGCUGAAUAUCGAGCAGCUGGGACCGCUGCUCUUCCGGAGCCUGGAGGAGCACAAUGAGGCGCAGUCCUUGUGCAUUGCGCUGGGUAUCUGCGAGAGCUUUGUGCAGCAGCAGGAUGCGUAUUUCCAGGCGCAUUUGGGCCAUCUCAUACCCAGUUGCCUGGAGCUAUCCAAGUACAAGGCCCAGCAUACAAUGCAAGUGCGGAUCGCGGCCCUUCAGCUGCUCUACGACAUAACGAAGUAUCCAACGUUCGCCCUGCUGCCCCACAAGGUGGAUGUUACGCUGGCCCUGGCCGCAGCCCUCGACGAUCCAAAGCGUCUGGUGAGGAACACGGCGGUUCAGGCAAGGAAUGCCUGGUACCUGGUGGGAGCCGCCAACGGAGAUUAGCCAAGGAACAAACAAAUUAUUGUUAACAUUUUAAGCGAAAUAAGAAACAAGAGAACGCACAAUCCAUA
This is a messenger RNA of Drosophila pseudoobscura, 3332 nucleotides long. RefSeq names its product MMS19 nucleotide excision repair protein (gene Mms19). The transcript has 6 exons. Lineage: Eukaryota; Metazoa; Arthropoda; Insecta; Diptera; Drosophilidae. Gene Ontology annotation, biological process: iron-sulfur cluster assembly. Gene Ontology annotation, cellular component: cytosolic [4Fe-4S] assembly targeting complex. The record is from RefSeq and is a predicted model, not a curated record. The coding region runs from base 376 to 3264 and encodes 962 amino acids.